This is a messenger RNA of Doryrhamphus excisus (bluestripe pipefish), 6825 nucleotides long. RefSeq names its product nuclear receptor subfamily 3, group C, member 2 (gene nr3c2). Lineage: Eukaryota; Metazoa; Chordata; Actinopteri; Syngnathiformes; Syngnathidae. Gene Ontology annotation, biological process: regulation of DNA-templated transcription. Gene Ontology annotation, molecular function: DNA-binding transcription factor activity; sequence-specific DNA binding; zinc ion binding. The record is from RefSeq and is a predicted model, not a curated record.
UUCACUUGCAAGUCGUCUGUUUAUAUCUUCAGCGCCAUUCUUCUUCUUUAUUAUGUUUAUUAUCAUGAUAAGCUUUUGAGAGGUUGUCGUUGAAAGUGACGUCACAGUGCGAGACCCCACCUCCUCCUCCUCCCUCCCGCUGCUUCUGCCCACCCUCCUCUCUCCACUUCUUCCACUUCCACUUCCACUCCAACGCAAGCUGCGGUACCGUCCGACUGUCAGUCCGUCAGGAGCAGCUCGCAGCCCCGCUGAGGAUUACCAGGAAGAGGCGCACUGUCGCAAACUGGCGCAACUAUGCAGCGGACGCAUUGAUAAAAAAAACCCACGCUAUAUUUUCAUUAUCAGCGUUCCGUGGAUGCACACAGGCACCUGACAGCACCCCCUCCCCACGAAUGUCGUAUUUAUUAAGGUGACUCCAUGAACCAGCAAUGGAGACCAAAAGAUACCAAAGUUUCUUCGACGGAAGCAACGCCGAUAACAAAUGGUCUCAGAUUCCUGGCACCACGGAGUUCUGCUUCACGCCGGAAGAUUCGAAUCUAAGCGGCGGUGACAUCCUAAUGGACAUCGUCAAUGCGAGUCCGAGCGCUGACGCCAAAGACGCCAAGAAGCCGGAGCAGCCGCCACUUCAUCCGGGCCAGAACCAGCAUUUUUCCCUACCGCACUUCAACAACUCCGUGCACAGUCACAAACCGGAAAUGGACUCCAAGGAGCUUUCCAAAACCGUGGCAGAGUCCAUGGGGCUCUACAUGAACGCUGCCAGGGAGGCGGACUUUGCUUUCAGCCAGCACGGGGGGAGCACCAGCCCGAGGAAAAUUCAGUACCCGGUAUGUGGGCGGCUCCUGGAGGAGAACCCGGCCAAUAACCCCAAGAUGAAACCUUUCAAGUUCCAGCAGCCAACCAGCACUCCCAGAGAGUCCAUACCCGGGACUCCGGUGAGCUCUGUUUCCGUGCUGGCUUCUUCCAGCCCAGGGGGCGGUAACAACAUGGUGUCCUCCACCACCAGUCCCCCUGCAUGCUUUGGACCGCCGUCGGUUACCAGUCCUGUCAGCCACACGCCUUGUGCGCAAACCCUGGCUAGCAUCAAACGCAGAAAUUCAGCCACAUGUAGCCCUGUCGAGUCCAGCACCGUGGGCUCGCCCCCUCUCGCCAGCCCCCUCAGCGUCAUGAGGUCGCCCAUGUCCAGCCCGCAGAGUAUGAGUAGUGUGAGGUCGCCGCCGUCCUGCGUCACUUCCUGUAACGUGAGGUCAUCCGUCUCGAGCCCCACCAGCACAGUCCGACCGCCCGCCUCCAGUCCGGCCACAGGGGCUACAAUGGCUAUCGGUAGCCCACAGAACCCCUCUUCGGGCGGGUUCCCGGUCUCCAGUCCUGUCAGUGAACUGGGUUUAGUUCAGAAUGACUCGCAUAGUCCGGAAGCUGCUGGUCUGAAUACUGAGCCAGACUUCAAACCCUUUGAAUUCCCUAAAGUGGAGAUGGUAGACGGGGAAGUUUUCAACGUGGGCUUGGACCAGAUGGGAAUGGUGAAGUACAUCAAGAACGAACCGGGAACCGAUUUUAGGAGCAUGUGCUUAGGUGGUUCCAAAUGCAACACCGCUAGCACAACGGUUAUCACGCAAAUAAAGAACGAACCAAACAAAAACGAAAGUUGCAUGAAUCAGCAGUCCUACAGCGAUCAGUCGCCGCCGCUUGGUCUCUUCCCCGCUUCGGAGACCACCUACCUAUCCCUGAGGAAUAACAUCGACGAAUACAGUCUCUCCGGAAUCUUAGGACCCCCGGUGUCCAUGAACGGGAACUAUGAGUCCGACGUGUUCUCCAACAGUGUCCUGUCCAAAACGGUAAAACAGGAGUCCAGCGACGCCGGCUACUACCAAGACAGCAACGGCGUUCCCACGUCGGCCAUUGUUGGAGUUAAUUCCGGCGGACACUCAUUCCAUUACCAGAUCGGAACGCAAGGAACAAUGUCCUUCCGGGACCAACCCAACCCUUUGUUAAAUCUCAUUUCGCCUGUCGCCGCAUUGAUGGAGUCGUGGAAAUCCCGGCCCGGCAUGCCGCAGGGGUCGCUGUCGGGCCGAGGUGAAGGAUACCCGGGUCAGAACUGCAUUGCGGACGGCAUGUCGAGCUCGCCACUCAGGCAGCCCUCCUCCACGGCCAAGGUGUGUCUGGUGUGUGGGGAUGAGGCGUCGGGCUGCCACUACGGCGUGGUGACGUGCGGGAGCUGCAAAGUCUUCUUCAAAAGAGCCGUGGAAGGUCAGCACAACUACCUUUGUGCCGGGAGGAACGACUGCAUUAUCGACAAAAUCCGAAGGAAAAACUGCCCUGCAUGCCGCGUAAGGAAGUGCCUCCAGGCCGGGAUGAACCUCGGAGCUCGCAAGUCAAAGAAGUUGGGCAAGUUAAAGGGAGUCGGUGACGACGUGCAGAGCGCCAAGGAGGGCCAAACGGGAGGCGUCAGAGGCGAAUUCCUGUCCUCGGAGAAGGAGCUGAACGCCGCCGCCGCCACCACCGCCUUGGUGCCCCACGGCCCUGGGGUGGUCACACCUUUCCUGCCACCCUCCAUCUGCAGCGUGCUUGAGCUCAUCGAGCCCGAAGAGGUGUACUCAGGCUUCGACAACACGCUGCCCGACACCACAGACCACCUGCUGUCCAGUCUCAACUGCCUGGCCGGGAAGCAGAUGGUCCGCUUGGUCAAGUGGGCCAAAGUACUUCCAGGUUUUCGGGGCCUGCCCAUUGAGGACCAAAUCACGCUGAUCCAGUACUCGUGGAUGUGUCUGUCCUCCUUUUGCCUCAGCUGGCGCUCAUACAAACACACCAACGGACAGAUGCUCUACUUCGCCCCUGACCUCAUCUUUAACGAGGAGCGCAUGCAGCAGUCGGCCAUGUACGACCUGUGUCUGGGCAUGAGGCAGGUGAGCCAGGAGUUUGUUCGACUGCAGCUCACCUAUGACGAGUUCCUCUCCAUGAAGGUGCUGCUGCUCCUCAGCACGAUUCCCAAAGAGGGUCUGAAGAACCAAGCGGCGUUCGAGGAGAUGAGAGUGAAUUACAUUAAGGAACUCCGGCGUUCCGUGGGGAAAGCGACCAACAACUCGGGCCAAACCUGGCAGCGCUUCUUCCAGCUCACCAAGCUACUGGACGCCAUGCAUGAUCUGGUGGGGAACCUGUUGGACUUCUGCUUCUACACCUUCCGUGAGUCGCAGGCCCUGAAGGUGGAAUUCCCGGACAUGCUGGUGGAGAUCAUCAGCGACCAGAUACCAAAGGUGGAGUCGGGCCUCACUCACACCAUCUACUUCCACAAGAAGUGACUCCUACCAGGGGGACGCACGUGAGAACCGAACCGAGGGACGGGAAACCCACGCACCCACUAAGAACGCCGCCAGUCGGUGCUUCACCGAUGCGACAAGGAUCGGAACGAGCGGGGUCGGAGCGCCGAAUACUCGGACCGGCCGAGGAGGACGAAGCAUCCCUAAAGUAGCCCCGCCUCCCUCCCUGUAACGCCCCAAAGACGCUCUUUUGGAGAUAAAGCCAUACGUUUGCUAUAAUGUGCUAGUGCUACAUUCACACUAACACACACGCCGUCUACACACAGAUGCACUACCCAAUUCCCUAACCAACACAAACUUCUUAUUUUGCUGCAAAUGAACUGUGGCUAACUCUUUAUGCAGACAAACAAUAGCGCUACUAAACGCAAGUAUAUAGAAAUAAACACAGUACAUAUGCUAGUAGUUAGACCACAGGGCGGACUACAAAAACGUGCUGGACUACAAAAAGGUCAAAGGUCUAUUAGAACAGAUUCCAAGGGCUAUCUAUCCAUCUAUACAUGCAUCGCCGUUAGCUUAGUGCUUAGCUUUUACGUUUCAAUUGGUUCCAUUUAAACUUUGUCUUAAGUGAUGGAAGACGCCAUCGGAUUUACAUAUGAUGAUGAAACAUCGAUAAAGCGAUGAUCAAACAUCGAUAAAGCGAUGAUCAAACAUCAAACAUCGAUAAAACGCAUGCAGCGGUAGAUGCUGCUCAUGAUACUUCCAAUGCCGCUACAGAAAUUAGGGAUGCUCCGAUCAGGAUUUAGGUUGCAGAUUCCCGUACCGAUGAUCUGUGAGCGACAUCGACAUUUAUGAUGGCUGGUAUUGGUCAAGCCUCCCCCCCUUAGACAAUUCCAAGGGCCCCCUGACAAAUUGGUCAUUAUUACAAAACGUUUAGGAAGAUUGUCGUUUUUUUCGUCUUUAUUUGUGUGAAAUUAUUUUUGACAUCGGAAUUUAACUUCAUGUUUUGAAGUCAUACAAACACAUGGGAAAUAAACUCAUAAAAUAAUACAAAUAAAUCUGUCCUGCUCAACUUAAAAAUGAAUAAAUGGAGUGUCCGGGUCUCAAACUUUCACUAUUAGACAUUUCAAUUGUACACUACUUUUUUUUUGUUUACCUUUUUAUGCUAGGUUGUGCUAAUCAUGAUAUAAAGGCAUAAAGUCGGAAUAGAAGUUAAGACCCCCCCCCCCCCCCCCGUGAUAGUAAAACCAUCAUAAGGCGGGACACACGAUGUGUUUGUGUUCAUUCAACAACACAAAUAAUAAUAAUAAUAAUCAUAACAACAACAACACAAAUAGUGUUUGUAGGACAAGACAUAAUUAGCAUAACCACAACAAACCGUUCGGUGACACUUGAAAGAGUCAAUACGUACCCCAUGGACGUGAAAUCCACUAUUGGCUUUCCAGUGGGACAAAAACUAGCUCCAAACUAAUUUUGUUUCAGAAAAAAAAGUCACAUUUAGAAACUGAAGACCAGAAGCUAGGCGGAUAAGUUUAGCUAGUUAGCUGGCCAUGGAUUUCAUAAUACUUUAUAAUAUAAUAAAGUAUAAAAUAUCAUAAUGUACAAAUCUGAUGUCUUCUAUCAUUUAAGUCAAACUUCGACAUUUACUGUUAAGUCCAGUAUUCUCCCCCCCCCCCCCAAAAAAAAAAAAAUUGUGUGUUUCUUUGAGCUGACAAAGACACGAGCGCAGCCAUGCUAGCUGCAGCGCUAAGCCACCACCAAAAUACUCAAACUUGCAGCUCCCAAGUGUGUUGCUGACUGACAGACAUUUUAAGACGUGUAGUGAAGCCUGUUUUUUUUUUUUUUUUUUUGUGGGCGGGUGCUCCGAAAAAGGUCCUCGGGCCACUUUACGUCAAUUAAAAAACGGGGACCUUUAAGUCAUCAUUCGGGGUUUACUUGGACAUUCAUCCAAACUAAUAUGCAAACUCCCUCCACGACCCAAAGUGUCCAAUCAAGACAAUAUUGAUGAGUGAUUCAAUUUGUGCCCGGUUGCUAUGGAUGGAUUGAGGGGGCGGGGGGGUGGGGGGGCGACAUGUACUCGAUAAUAGAUUUGGCCGUAAUCGCCGUCAUUGUGUGUUAUCUCCACAGCAGCAGUCUGCUUCUACUCAGCAACGAGCAAAGCCAGCCCUUUCUGUCCCACGAAAAAAAAUAAUAAUAAUCAUCAUUUUUUUUUGUCUACAUUUUACAUGAAGGUGCUUCAUUUCUACCGAUGCCAGGCGAGACAUUUGUACAGCAACACACACACACAAACACACACUGUACAGUUGACUAGCAUCCAACAUGGAGGCUCUGCAGUGCUGAAUGUACAGUUAUUAUUAUUAUUAUUAUUAUUAUUAUUAAUCCAACUCAAGUUUAGGAGGAAUGCUUUUGAUGAUGUGGUAUAAUUUGGAUUCCCCUCCGAAGAAAACGGUGAUGAUGCUACUGAGGACAGUUGGACCCCUAACCGCCCCCCCUUCUUUAACCCCCUGCCGUGUUGUUGAUGGUGGAUUAGCCAUAUCCUGUCUCCACUCUUUGUUAUUUUUUUGUUGUUGUUUUGCACAAAGGAAGGAGGGCGGCGUGAGGAGAGGAGCAGCUAUAAAGUGCGACUAUUUUUGCCGAUAGCACGAUAUAGGAAAUGUAAUUGUGAAUAUUUGUGAAUAAAGACACGGAAAGUGAAGUGAUCCUUGUGCGUUAUUGGGAGGAAAGCGUUUUUUUUUGUUUUUUUUUGGUGUUGUUGUCCUUUGUAAGGAACCUAAAAAGAAUGAUUGGGAAAGUAUUUUUGAGAGAAUUUCUAUUUUGCUGGAAGAUAAUAUUUAAGUACUUUUGUCUAAAUAAAUAAAAAAAUAAUUAAAAAGCGAUAUCUUUUUUUUUGUAACUGUUAAUAAUGCAUGCGUUUUGAUCAGAUGUUUACAUUGUAUUUCAAAAAAAAAAAAAAGGGAAACUUGUGCCUUUUUUCAUCUCACCUGAUUUACAGAUUUAACAUCAUGUACCAUGUCAAAUGUAAAUACAAUGAAAUGGUCAUUUUUUCUGGAGUGUAAGAUAUUUCUACUUGGAAGAAAAAACGAUAAUGUGUCCCCCCCCCCCCCCGUGUGCGUUGGCUGGCAAAGGAGGAUAUUACAGCGGAAGUGGAAGUGAAUGUAUAAACAUUGUGACACAAGUUACUACCUGAAUGUUAGAGGAAAGACAUUUAUUACCUUUUUUAAAUACUUUCUUUUCCAUUAUUGUUCAUGUGGAGAAUAAUAAUUUAAAAAAAAACAGUAUUUCUUAUUUUGUAACAAAAUGUGACAGAUUUUUUUUUUUUUGCUGUUGAAAUGAUUUCCUAAUCCAUGACGGUAUUGUUGACGAGCACCACAAUAAAAAUCGACACGUCACCACCUUCUCGUUGCGUCUAUUUGGACUUUUUUUUCCUUGUUAGAUCCUGCCAGGGGACGAUACUAUCGAAGUUAGGGCCCUAUUUUACAAGAAAAAUGUCAAAAUAUUAAAAGAAAAAUUUUAAGUAAUUUUAAGUAUUUUUUUUCAUCUAAAAGUCAUUUUAUGAUUAAAAAAAAAAAUUUAGGAC